AUGUCUGCAUCAAAUUCCCGGAAGCGAGCAGCGCCCGGUGCGACGCCAGUCGUGCCGAUCCAGCGGAAUGUGCCGCAAUCACAUCCAGCCGACCUUAGUACUGGAGCGAACCCUAUGAUGCAAUGGAAUACCGCUGGCGGUGCGACUGAGCCGACCGAUUACUUUAGUGCUGCCACAGCACACCGCGAAGAUCCAUACGGACUUGCGCAAGCACAGCAGGCAUACCCCCCGGCUGUGAAUGCGCCAUCGAACUCACUUGCACGGCGACAAACGAACCGUGCUCUUGUUCCCACGAAUCUUAGAGCUUCGUACGACACUUCUUCGGACCAGUGGAACGCCUUUGGCGAUGACGGCCUCCUCGUUCCGCAGACCGCGACGGAGGGCAGAGUGGAGCAGGACAACGUGGAAGUUUUAGAAGAAAUGGCCCAGAAGGCGAAACGAGAAGCUCAGGCUAAAAGGAAGCAGAUUCCGCCAUUCGUUCAAAAACUAAGCAGCUUUCUGGAAGAACGCAAAAAUGAAGAUUUGAUUCGCUGGUCGGAAAAGGGCGACUCUUUCAUAGUACUGGACGAGGAUGAAUUUGCCAAGACGCUGAUUCCCGAGUUGUUCAAACACAACAACUAUGCGUCUUUCGUGCGACAGCUCAACAUGUAUGGCUUCCAUAAGUGCGUAGGGCUUUCAGACAACUCCAUGAGAGCAAGCGAGCGCAAAAACAAGAGCCCAAGCGAGUAUUCGAAUCCAUAUUUCCGACGAGGCCACCCGAAUCUUCUAUGGCUUAUAAAUAAGCCGAAGAGCGGUGGCAAAUCGAAAAAGGGCAACAAGGGCCAGGACGGCGAUGUGGAUAGUGAAGAGGAAGUUAUCCACGAAGAUAUCUUGGCUCAUCAGGGUAUUCCGUCGGCCAACAACACGAACCGAUCUCUACCCGCUGCUGGGACUGACGCCAAUCAGGCUCUGCCCAAGAAGGAGAUGACAUUGAUCAAAGAGGAGCUACAGAAAGUGCGAGAGCAGCAGAAGCUGAUUCUCGGAGCUAUUAACCGUCUACAGCGAAAUAACAACGAUUUAUACAACCAGGCGAUGCUGUUCCAGAGCCAGCAUGACCGACAUCAGAACUCGAUUAAUGCUAUCCUCAAUUUCCUAGCCAACGUCUUCAGAAAAACCUUGGAGGAUCAGGGUAACCCGCAGAAUGUUGGAGAUAUCAUUUCUAGCUUGAUUGCCAAUCAAGGACCACAGCCAACCCACCAAGGCAGCGUUGUUGAUUUGGGAGAUUUCUUCCACGCUCACCAGCCUAGCACUGCCAGCUCAAUGAGCGUUCCCACACCUAGAAAGACUCAGAAACUGCUCCCAGGAAUCCCCCAGGUCAACCAGCCAUUGGUUCAGCCGAGCCGGUCGCCGUCAGCCAGCAGCACACCGUAUCAACCUGUUGGGGCUCAUCCUGAGAUGGGGCAUGUUACUGAGCUGGUCGAUACAUCACCUUCGGAUACGACAUCGAACCUGAGGCAAGAACUCGAGGUUAACCCCCACGAACGGAUGAUGAAGAUAAUAAAUGACCACAAUGCAAGCAAUCCCCUUGAUUUACCAGACGCAACCGAACUUGUGAACAAUACUCCGAAUACUUUGAGUAACGACCAGAGGAGCAAACUAGUCGACUUGAUGGCAUCACAGACAACAUCUUCUGCGAUGCCAAACAUACCUGCUGUGUCUGAUCCUUUGGCUAAAAGGCCUCCUGCCACUGCCGCAUCAGCCGUCCCUCCUCCAGCGCAAAGCAGUAGCCCCGUAGCGCCAUCCCUCUCACCCAUCAUGCGGUCACCGACUAUGCCAGCGCCGUCCCUGCAACAUAUUGGCACGAACCAGACUGAACUCGAACAACUAAAACAACUGCAGAAUGAACAGGAUGCAAAGAUUCAUGAGCUUAGCGACAUUUUGGGGCCGUUAAGUCCGAACGGGCACAUUCCAGGCAUAGACGACGGAAGCGAAGCCUAUUUUGACGCUCCACCUGUCGAUUUGGACCAGUUCUUUGAUAGUAACGCCUUCCUGAAUGAUGCUCAAUUUGGAGAUGGAAACGAUUUCAACUUCAAUAUCGAUGCAGAUGGACUUCACAACGGACUUGAUGUGAUGAACCAUAAGUUUGAUACUCCAAGUCCUGCGGGAACUGAGGAAAUUCUCCGAGAUGACUUGGGGUUGAACGGUAGCCCUGAUCAUGGGAAUAAGAGGCGGCGCAUGGGCUGA
Messenger RNA from Trichoderma gamsii, 2223 nucleotides. RefSeq lists its product as hypothetical. Bases 1 to 2223 code for a protein of 740 amino acids. Gene Ontology annotation, biological process: regulation of DNA-templated transcription. The record is from RefSeq and is a predicted model, not a curated record. The transcript has 2 exons. NCBI's taxonomy places the organism in Eukaryota, Fungi, Ascomycota, Sordariomycetes, Hypocreales, Hypocreaceae. Gene Ontology annotation, molecular function: sequence-specific DNA binding; DNA-binding transcription factor activity.